AGCUUUAUCUAGCAAAACAGAGAGAGAGAGAGAGAGAUGGGUUGGGAGGAUUGCAAUGGAGCUUGUGGUUUCUUCACAAAACUAUGCAAAUCAUGGAAAAAGAUGGAGAGAGGCAUAGAUGAUGGUGUUUCAAAGAGCAGAGUUGGGAAGUUGUUCAAGUUGGAGGCAAGGAAAAGCUGUUUUUCAAAGGAGGUUCGUGCCGGCACCGCCACUUUUCUCACCAUGGCCUAUAUAAUCACCGUCAAUGCCACCAUCCUCGCCGACUCCGGCGCCACCUGCUCGCUCUCCGAUUGUACUUUUCCGGCCAACCAAACCCAUGCAACCCCGGACUGCAAGUUCAAAGCUAAUGAAGGCUAUGAGAGGUGCCUUGCAGGAGUGAGGAGUGAUCUCAUUGUUGCUACUGCUGUGGCGGCUCUAGUUGGGUCAGUGGGUAUGGGCCUUCUUGCAAAUCUUCCUUUGGGUCUGGCCCCUGGGAUGGGCCCAAAUGCCUACAUAGCUUAUAACUUAGUGGGCUUUCAUGGGUCUGGAAAACUCUCAUAUCAAACCGUCAUGGCUAUUGUCAUGAUUGAGGGGAUUGCGUUUCUGGCUAUUGCUGUGGUUGGGCUUCGGGCCAAGCUGGCCCGGCUCAUACCUACCUCAGUACGGAUUGCUUGUGCAGCUGGAAUAGGACUUUUCAUUUCAUUUGUAGGAUUGCAAGCCCAGCAAGGUGUGGGCCUGGUGGGCCCGGAUCCCUCCACGCUCCUCGGCUUGGCUGCCUGCCGUUACACUGAUCCGGUGACCGGAGCUUGCUCCGGCGGGCAAAUGCGAAGCCCAACUUUCUGGUUGGGCUUUGUGGGCUUCAUCAUUAUGUGCUAUGGCGUAAUGAAGAAUGUGAAGGGCAGCAUGAUAUAUGGUAUGCUUUUUGUGACAUUAAUUUCAUGGGUUAGGGGCACAUCUGUCACAAUAUUUCCCAAUAGUCCAUUAGGUGACACAAAAUAUGAGUACUUCAAAAGAGUGGUGGACUUUCACAAAAUUGAGUCCACUGCUGGUGUAAUUAGCUUCACUCACUUCACCUCAAGUAGGGUAUGGGUGGCAUUGGUGACACUACUAUACCUAGAAGUGUUGGCCACAACAGGGACACUCUAUAGCAUGGCAGAAAUUGGAGGGUUCCUCAACGAUAAGGAGGGAUUUGAAGGCGAGUACACGGCUUACAUGGUGGAUGCUGCCUCCACGGUGGUGGCAUCCGCCCUAGGGACUUCCCCGGUGGCGGUGUACAUCGAAUCCUCUGCUGGAAUACGAGAGGGAGGUCGGACCGGAUUAACAGCCAUCGUGAUCGGGCUCUACUUCACCCUCUCAUUGUUCUUCACACCAUUGCUUGCAAGUGUGCCACCAUGGGCAAUAGGGCCAUCUCUAGUGAUGGUUGGGGUGUUUAUGAUGAAAGUGGUGAAAGACAUCAAUUGGGAGAAUACCAAAGAGGCAGUGCCAGCAUUUGUGACCAUCAUCUUAAUGCCAUUGACAUACUCAAUUGCAUAUGGCAUAAUUGGUGGGAUUGGAAUGCACAUUGCCCUGAGCUUGUAUGAUUGGAUCAAAGAGUUGGUGAAGUGGACGGCCAGGAUGAAGAGAAUGGUGGCCAAGGAGCAAAAUCAAGUGUCAGCAACAAAUGUUGUUGAACAUAAUAUUGAGAUUAUUUGAGUGUGGAAUUUAGGACUUUGUCUGUUUUUUUUUUUUUUUUUUUUUUUUUUUAAUAUAUGUGCACAGGCCACCGUGAAAGAUCAGUUUUCAAUUAUCUCAUCAGGAAAAAGUAGGCAAAAGA
Ipomoea nil (Japanese morning glory) is the source of this 1792-nucleotide messenger RNA. RefSeq names its product adenine/guanine permease AZG2. Bases 37 to 1671 code for a protein of 544 amino acids. Gene Ontology annotation, biological process: transmembrane transport. Gene Ontology annotation, cellular component: plasma membrane. Gene Ontology annotation, molecular function: purine nucleobase transmembrane transporter activity. The record is from RefSeq and is a predicted model, not a curated record. The transcript has a single exon. Lineage: Eukaryota; Viridiplantae; Streptophyta; Magnoliopsida; Solanales; Convolvulaceae.